AUGGAUAUGUUUCCCACAGCGAAUACAUCUGAACUAUCCGCAGACGAUGCUUUCCCAAAGGCCGGUCAGCCACAGAAUUCAAAUGUACGCGUUUUCCGCGUGGUUGUUGAGAUACUGGUGGUGCUACUGGGCGUUCCUGGUAACCUCCUCAUCAUACGCGUUUACUGGAGGAAGACUGUAAAAACCAGCACCAUCGUUUUAAUUCAGGGCCUGGCUUUGGCCGACUGUAUCGUUUGCUCGGUAAAGAUCAUCGACGUUGUAGAACAGAUAGUAGGGAUGCAGCAAGCCAUUACGAUCACCCAGAAAAUAGCGAGCGGGUCGGCCAUGGCUUCCAUUACGAUCACUUCAGUGAUUGCAUUGGAUCGCUACGACUGCAUAUGCCGUCCGCAACGGCGGUUCUUUACCCUCAGACGGGGACAAAUAGCGGUCGUGAUUUCAUUUAUCUUCGGGGCCGUGAUGUCCGUUCCUGAAUUCGCCCAGCAGCUUGGCAGAACGCCUACUCCGUCUGCGAACUUGGCAUCAUUGGCUCGCAUGAGCUUUUUUUUUUUUCCUCCAUCGAUUAUUGGAGUAUGUUACACCAAAGUGUUCAUGACCAUCCGUAGACAUGUCCGAGUCGGCAUUAUGUCUUCUGCAAAUGCAGCGAAUCUUUCUAGCUUGCAAGUUGCUUCUUCGUCCAAAGAGCCUACUCGUGGACAACCAGGUAAAGACACAGUCAAGACUGAAUCUAAAUGUCUCAAUUCCGUACCCCACCAUGAUACAUCUCAACCAUCCACUGUACAUAGUCCUGCCAGAGAGGAUACCGCCCCACAAGGACCACCGAAGAAGCCUGAAGCGUUUCGUCACACGGCGGCGAGUGACGGGAACAAACCUCGUCUGAAUCCCGUCAAACAGCGCCAAGCUAAAAAGGUGGAUACCAACGCAGCCCUUCAGCGUAAGACGACCGUGAUGUUGUUCGUGGCCAGCGUUGUUUUCCUUCUACUGUGGCUGCCGCACUGGAUCAUGAUAGCAGUUGUGAACGCCGAUGCGGGUGAAGACCAGGGUAUUUAUGUCGACCCUCUGUUCUACAUAGUCAUGAAUGAGAUACGAGUGCUUUUCUUCUUGAAUAACGCUGUCAAUCCGUUUAUUUACGGACUUGCAAAUAGACGGUUUAGAAAAGAGUGCAAAGAGGUGCUUAAUAGUAACCUAUGUAAGUAA
Molecule: messenger RNA, 1194 nt
Organism: Asterias rubens (European starfish)
Lineage: Eukaryota; Metazoa; Echinodermata; Asteroidea; Forcipulatida; Asteriidae
Product: gastrin/cholecystokinin type B receptor-like
Exons: 1
Coding region: 1-1194 (397 amino acids)
Biological process (GO): neuropeptide signaling pathway
Cellular component (GO): membrane
Molecular function (GO): G protein-coupled peptide receptor activity
Source: RefSeq, a predicted model, not a curated record